Molecule: messenger RNA, 1767 nt
Organism: Fulvia fulva
Lineage: Eukaryota; Fungi; Ascomycota; Dothideomycetes; Mycosphaerellales; Mycosphaerellaceae
Product: Pre-mRNA-processing protein 45
Exons: 1
Coding region: 1-1767 (588 amino acids)
Biological process (GO): mRNA splicing, via spliceosome
Cellular component (GO): spliceosomal complex
Source: RefSeq, a predicted model, not a curated record
AUGGCGACUCGAUUAGCACUUUCGAACGCUCUGCCGAAGCCAAAGUACACCGGCCAAGACGAGGAGUUGCCGACACACACGCAACAAAAAGGACCACGAGUUGUCAACGCCGCCGAUAUCGAGGCACAGCAAUUAGUCGUGAAACGGUCAGGACCACCAGCAUACGGACAGCGAUCAGGAUGGCGACCGCGAAAUGCGGAGGACUAUGGCGAUGGAGGCGCUUUCCCGGAAGUGCCCAUGGCACAGUAUCCGCUAGACAUGGGCAGGAAAGGUCAGCCUUCCUCUUCGAAUGCUCUAGCGAUUCAGGUGGACAACGAAGGCAAAGUCAAGUAUGAUGCGAUUGCGAGGAGAGGGCACAACGAGAAGCGCAUCGUGCACGCCAGCUUCAAGGACCUCAUCCCGCUGCGACAACGUGCAGAUGUGGGCGACAUCAGCUUGGAGAGGCCGAGCGAGGAAGAGGUGCAGGCCAGUAAAGAGCGCACGCAGAAGGCGCUGCAGAGUUUGGUGGAUGGUACGUUGGCAGCACAGAAGCCAAAGAACGUCAAAGGCACCUCGAGACCAGAGCCUACAUUCGUGCGGUACACACCGGCGAAUCAGAUGGGCGACAAUGGCAAGAAGCAGGACCGUAUCAUGAAGAUUGUGCAAAGACAACAAGACCCUAUGGAGCCACCGAAGCACAAGAUCAAGAAGGUUCCCCGUGGUCCGCCAUCUCCUCCACCGCCAGUCAUGCACUCCCCGCCUCGCAAGUUGACUGCAGAGGAUCAGGAAGCAUGGAAGAUUCCUCCGCCCGUAUCGAACUGGAAGAACCCCAAGGGUUAUACUGUACCUCUAGACAAGCGAUUGGCAGCGGAUGGACGAGGCUUGCAGGAUGUCACAAUCAACGACAAGUUUGCACAAUUCGCGGAAGCACUACACACUGCGGAUAGACAUGCAAGAGAGGAGGUGCAACAAAGACAGAAGAUGCAACAGCGUCUGGCGGAGAAAGAGAAGGAAGCCAAGGAGGACCACCUGCGACAGCUGGCGCAAAAGGCACGCGCGGACAGAGAGGCUGCCAUGGCACCUCGGAGGGACUCCGAUCGAGGAAGAUCGCGAAGCAGAUCUGUGGACAGUCGCUCUUCUUACGACUCGAGGUCAUCCUACUCGUCUCGGUCUCGGUCACGUAGCCGAAGUGCUGAUGGUGGCGAAAAGGACCGUCGCGAACGUGAGCAGAAACGUGCAGACCAGCGCAACGAAGAGCGACGUGCACUUCGCCAGAAGAACAUGGGUCACGAACGUCGGAUGCAGAUGAUGGCACGAGAGCAGAAUCGUGAUGUCAGUGAGAAGGUCGCGCUGGGUCUCGCCAAGCCUACACAGAACAAGGAGGCUAUGUACGACUCGCGGUUGUUCAACCAGUCGUCUGGUAUGGCAGCUGGCUUCAACGAGGAUCAGCCUUACGACAAGCCGCUUUUCGCCGAACGUGAUGCGCUGAACAGUAUUUACAGACCUUCCGUGGGAGAAGAUGAGGAUGAGGAUGGCGGUGAGACACUCGAGAAGAUUCAAGGCGCGAAGAGGUUCGAUACGCUAGGAAGGGCGCCGAAGGAAGGCUUCAAGGGCACGGAGACCGCUGAAGCAAGAAGUGGCCCAGUCAUGUUCGAGAGGGAGAGGAAGGAUGAUCCGUUCGGCGUGGAAGCCAUGAUUGAUGCUGCCAGCAAAGGCGCGAGCAAGCGAGCAGCAGAGGACGAUUCGGGUGGCGGUAAGGGCAAGAGAGCGCGAGUCGACGAUGAAUAG